Lobosporangium transversale is the source of this 1175-nucleotide messenger RNA. RefSeq lists its product as hypothetical. NCBI's taxonomy places the organism in Eukaryota, Fungi, Mortierellomycota, Mortierellomycetes, Mortierellales, Mortierellaceae. The record is from RefSeq and is a predicted model, not a curated record. The coding region runs from base 135 to 1025 and encodes 296 amino acids. Gene Ontology annotation, molecular function: protein binding. The transcript is spliced from 4 exons.
AAUUUCUCAAGGACACUUACUAACUUUUUCUCCUUUCUAUACCUUGCGCAAGAAGAACAAAACAGUUUAAAAGCCGGUCUUUUUUUUACUGAUUUCUAUUUUCAUUUGUAUCUUUACAAAACAAUCAAGCAAGUAUGAUCAUGGCUCCAGUCUCUUUUCCCCCUUGUCAAGCUCACUCUGCUGCUACUGCUACUCCUACUACUGCCACUACUGCCACUCCUAUUACUGGCGAUACUCUCAAUCAACAGGAGGCAAACCUCAACAACAAGAGAGCCUCCAUUCAUUAUCCAGAUGAUUCCACAGCUGCCAAACGAAUGUCGUUACAUUUUGGUCCUCGUUGUAGAUCUCACUCAGAAUCUUUGGCAAUUUCAUCAACUUCGAAUAAUAUGCCAGAGUCAUCCGAAAAGAAUGACGCUUUAUUAUCAUCAUCACCAUCAUCACUAUCAACGACGUUACCAAUGUCGUCGUCAUCGUCAUCGCUCUCCUCUUCCUCUGCAUCGCUCUCAAACAAUGAUAACCAACCAGACAAAGAGCUUUUGAAGACUCUCACAUCGUUUCUUAAAGACGAAGGCAAUACUACAGAUAAUUAUCAAGACGUCAACAACGGGGACUCUAAGAAAUCAAAUUAUGAUAAAGAAGUAGAGGCAGAAAAAGCGAUGCUCCUCGAAUCGGCUGGACCGACCACAGGGGAGGAGUCAACCGAAAAUGAUCUAGUGGUGACUGUCCGCGAUUUUGCUUACCCAAAAGUACAUCCCUACCACAUCGGCCUUUAUCCACCGGAGCCUGAAUAUGAGGAGUCGGAUUACGAAGAGGAUGAUGAUAAUGAAGCAGAAGGCGAAGAAGAGGAUCGUACUCAUGGACAUGCACGAGGAUUGUAUGAUUUCGAUGCAGAGAACUCUACAGAGCUGAGUUUCCGCGAAGGUGAAUUCCUCUGGAUCCAUUGCCGGCAAUUCCCUGGCUGGUUCUUAGGAGAGAUGGAUGGAAAGACAGGACUGGUACCUGAAAAUUAUGUCCAGCUACUCUAAAGACUACUACUACUGCAUUAAUAGUUAUUUUUUUUUAUUACAGUAGCUUUGUAAAAAGGAUAUUUGUUUUCCUGGUCUUUUUCAUUUUCCAUUCCAUAGUCGCUGGUCGAUUGUUGUCUGGUUUUUAAGACUUGACGAGACCAAACCAAC